Pteropus alecto (black flying fox) is the source of this 3126-nucleotide messenger RNA. It is a transcript of the gene SEPTIN4, whose product is annotated as septin 4. The transcript has 12 exons. The record is from RefSeq and is a predicted model, not a curated record. Gene Ontology annotation, molecular function: molecular adaptor activity; GTP binding; GTPase activity. Gene Ontology annotation, biological process: cytoskeleton-dependent cytokinesis; regulation of exocytosis. NCBI's taxonomy places the organism in Eukaryota, Metazoa, Chordata, Mammalia, Chiroptera, Pteropodidae. Bases 1522 to 2955 code for a protein of 477 amino acids. Gene Ontology annotation, cellular component: synaptic vesicle; septin complex; cell division site.
CCUUUUCCCCCCGUGGAGAUGGACAGAUUGAAUGUUCCAGGGAUGGAAGCUGGAGAGCGGGGGGUGCAUUGAUUGUCUCCAGUGCCAAGUUCACCAGGGGCCAAGAGGGGCUUUUGCUGCCACACACUAAGUUCAGUUCAGCUGAGGUCUUGGUGCUUUCAUCUUGGCUAAGUCCAUCCUGUUCCUCUCUAAUUAAAGACACCCCACCACCACCAGAGUCUUCAGCCUUUGAAGCCAGCCCAGUCCUUAGGUUGACCGGUUCAUGUCAAGCCAGACUCCUCUGUGAGGGUCUCUGUGGCAGGAGAUCAGUGUCUCAGCUGCUUUGGAAAUCAGAGGGGAGAGCUCCUCAGCCCAGGAGUCCCAGGCGUGUUUAAUUUGCAUGCAAAAAGAAUGACAGGCUAACAUUAAUAACCAUCCUGUGACUUGAGAUGCACCUCCUCUCCUCAGGUUCAAAGCAAUAUGAGGUAUCUGUCAUCUGGGAGUGCUUUCUCUCCCCAGCCUUCCUGGGAGGCAAGGAAGGGCCAUUCACAAUUGGACAUUAAGGCCUUGAAAUUAAAAACACUACUCAGAAUCACAAAGGAUGUUUCUGGCCAAACCAGAAACAACUGCCUCCUGACUGCUAGUCAGGUGCUCUAUCUGCACACUCCCAGCCAGGCCUCUCAAUUUGUGUCUCACCUAAUUGGCCACUCUGAAGCCUCUGGGAUGUCAGUCUCCCGUUGGCCUGAACUUAUGUCCCUUAGAAACCAAGUACCACCAGCUCCCCCACUGACCCUCUGGAAAGUGAUGGGCCAAUGGAAAUGAUACAAGAACCCAUGAGUCGGAGGUCAGGUAUCCUUGGGUACCUCUGUGGCUGGGGCUUUCUGCAGGGAAAUGCAGGGGACAAAUUUCUGAAGACAGUGGGGUUCUCUGAGAACACAAAGGGACACUUGGAAGGAAAACUGGAUCUGCUUCCAUGAAAACCUAUGCCUAGGGAUAUAGGACAUCCCACCCUACUUUAGCACUGCUUAAAGUUAAGGCAAAAGAGAUUGGAAUCCUUUGGGAGAGGAGUUUCCUGAGUGCUGGCCCCAUGUACUGAUGAGCCGAGACAUCUUGGGGACAGCUCACAACCCUCUGACAGGCUUCCGUGUCCUUGGGGGUUAACAGGAGAGGCCAAGUGGAUCAAGAGCCUGUGCUGCAAACUUGGGAGGCUGGUGCUGCGCCCACCGGGGUGGGCAGGCAUCAUGGGGUAGCCAAUCAGAGAGGAGGGAACUGCAGAGAAACCCAGUGAUCCUGCUGCAGCUGAGCUGUCCUCGGAGGGUGGGAGCCAAGGGAAGGGGGGAGGAGGGGAUGGGGAAGGACAUUCCACAGGCUUUUUUGGCCCCUGACAGAGACAGGGAGGUCAAAUAGAAAGGGAAAGGAGCAAGCCAGGACUCCAGAUCACAACAAGAGCAUCGAGACCAGGCUGGUUCUGUGUGUGAGGAACUUGCCUGGGAGAUAAAAUUAGACAUAGAGCUUGCCAACCGGGCAUCUGAAGCGUGGGACAUGGACCGUGCACUGGGAUGGCAAGGCAGUUCUGUCCCUGAGGACAGGACUGAAACUGGGAUCAAGCGCUUCCUGGAGGACACAGAUGAUACAGAACUGAACAAGUUCGUGAAGGAUUUCCCAGGAAACGAGAGCUACCACCAACCAGAGGCCAAAACCAGGGUGUCCAGGCCCCAAGUUUCGGAGCCAAGGCCCCAGGCACCAGACCUCAACGAGGAUGACUUGGAGUUCAGAACCCCCUCGUGGCCCCAGCCCUCUGACAGCCAGCAGUACUGCUCCGCAUCAGCCCCUCUCAGCCCCUCAGCCCGGCCCCGCAGCCCAUGGGGCAAGCUUGAUCCCUAUGACUCCUCCGAGGAUGACAAGGAGUAUGUGGGCUUUGCCACCCUCCCCAAUCAAGUUCACCGGAAGUCCGUGAAGAAAGGCUUUGACUUUACCCUCAUGGUAGCAGGAGAGUCUGGCCUGGGGAAAUCCACUCUUGUCAAUAGUCUCUUCCUCACUGAUCUGUACCGGGACCGGAAACUCCUCAGUGCUGAAGAGCGGAUCAUGCAAACUGUGGAGAUCACUAAACAUGCAGUGGACAUAGAAGAGAAGGGUGUGAGACUGCGGCUCACCAUUGUGGACACGCCAGGUUUUGGGGAUGCAGUCAACAACACAGAGUGUUGGAAGCCUGUGGCAGAAUACAUCGACCAGCAGUUUGAGCAGUAUUUUCGAGAUGAGAGUGGCCUGAACCGCAAGAACAUCCAAGACAACAGGGUGCACUGCUGCCUGUACUUCAUCUCGCCCUUUGGCCACGGGCUCCGGCCAUUGGAUGUUGAAUUCAUGAAGGCCCUGCAUCAGCGGGUCAACAUCGUGCCUAUCUUGGCUAAGGCGGACACACUGACACCUCUUGAAGUGGAGCGCAAGAAACGCAAAAUCCGGGAGGAGAUAGAGCUCUUUGGAAUCAAGGUCUACCAGUUCCCAGACUGUGACUCUGAUGAGGAUGAGGACUUCAAAUUACAAGACCAAGCCCUAAAGGAAAGCAUCCCAUUUGCUGUAAUUGGCAGCAACACUGUGGUAGAGGCCAGAGGGCGGCGAGUUCGGGGCCGUCUCUACCCCUGGGGCAUCGUGGAAGUGGAAAACCCAGGGCACUGCGAUUUUGUGAAGCUGAGGACAAUGCUGGUGCGUACUCACAUGCAGGACUUGAAGGAUGUGACGCGGGAGACACAUUAUGAGAACUACCGGGCACAGUGCAUCCAGAGCAUGACCCGCCUGGUGGUGAAGGAACGGAAUCGCAACAAACUGACUCGAGAGAGUGGUACUGACUUCCCCAUCCCUGCUGUCCCAGCAGGGACAGAUCCAGAAACUGAGAGGCUGAUCCGAGAGAAAGAUGAGGAGCUGCGGCGAAUGCAGGAGAUGCUGCACAAAAUCCAAAGACAGAUAAAGGAGACCCAUUAGCUGGCUUUCAGCCCUGGAUAUUUAAACUUCUUCCUCUUCAUCCUGCCCAUGCCGGCCCCUCCCACCACCAGCUCUGCUCAGGCCCUUGAAGCUACUGCCAAUUCGCCUUACAUCCCUGCUGCCUCCCCAGAGACUCAGAGGAAAUAAAGUUUAACGAAUCUAUAGGUGGCU